Molecule: messenger RNA, 1345 nt
Organism: Aspergillus candidus
Lineage: Eukaryota; Fungi; Ascomycota; Eurotiomycetes; Eurotiales; Aspergillaceae
Product: DNA-directed RNA polymerase core subunit RPB5
Exons: 3
Coding region: 365-1072 (235 amino acids)
Biological process (GO): DNA-templated transcription
Cellular component (GO): RNA polymerase II, core complex; RNA polymerase III complex; RNA polymerase I complex
Molecular function (GO): DNA-directed RNA polymerase activity; DNA binding
Source: RefSeq, a predicted model, not a curated record
GGGCUCGUCAGCAGCCAUGGCGAAGUAUAGAGAAAGGAUAAACAAGAAUUGAACGAAUCAAAGGGGGGAUAAUCAAACGACAAGAACGAAAGAAGCAAGGGGAGAGGAAAAGAAAGUGGGGGGAAACAACCAAGGGGAGAGAAAAGAGGUGGAGAGAAGAGGAAAGAAGCGAAGUUGUUCUUUUGCCUUCUUGGGACUUUCUCUCGUUCGGGCGUUGGCGGCGCUUAAACGGGUCCGGUCCGCCUUUAGCGCCGGCCGAUUUUGAUUUCUCACCUGGACGGCUUCAUCGGUCGCAUCCUCUCUUCUCACUGCUUCACUUUCCACUUGAACCAUUCCCCUUCUCUUCCUCUCUCACACAUCAACCAUGGAUGAGGAUUACUCCACUGGCUCGGUCGACUCCGACCGUGAGAUGACCCGGUUGUGGCGCACAUGGCGCACCGUUUUCGAGAUGCUUCAAGAUCGAGGCUACGAAGUCACCGAAGAAGAAGUCCAAAUCCCCCUCACCGAGUUCCGCAUCAAAUACGCCGACCCCAUGGGCUAUCCCGAUCGCAACAAGAUGAAGAUCCAAGCCCGUCCCUCAGAAGCUAUGGCCGCCAAAUACACACCCCUCCCCAGCAAGUCGAACCCGUCGCCCCAGCCCGACUGCGGCACCAUCUACGUCGAGUUCUGCGCGGACGCCAGCGGCGUCGGCACCAAGCAAGUGCGCGCCUUCAACCACUUCGUCGACGAGAACAACUUCCACACCGGCGUCUUCAUCACCCAGACCCCCAUCUCGCCCUCCGCCGUCCGCCUCCUCGGCUCCCUGCCCGGCCGCGUCUGCGAGCACUUCCAGGAGCAGGAUCUGCUCGUCAACAUCACCCGCCACGAGCUCGUCCCGAAACACGUCUUGCUCAGUCCUCAGGAGAAGGUGCGGCUGCUGGAGCGCUAUCGUCUGAAGGAGUCCCAGCUGCCUCGUAUCCAGGUGUCGGAUCCUGUGGCGAGAUAUUUGGGUCUGCGGAGAGGUCAGGUCGUCAAGAUUAUUCGUCGGAGUGAGACUGCUGGGCGGUAUGCCAGUUACCGCUGGGUUAUCUAAUUUAUUCCUUUUUUUUUUUUUUCUUGUCAUCUUGCCCACCCGUUGGGCACAGUAUGGAGAGAGAAAGAAGGCAUAAAAAAGAUGAAGAAAAGAUAAAAACGGGGAGGGAGGAAAAAAAGAAAAGAAAACACCUGCAUGGGCAGCAUGGCGUAUGGGCGAAAUCUUCCAGAGUUGACUUCCAGGGCUGUAUGGAUAGUAUCCUUUUUCUAUUUUAUUUUACUUGACUUUAAUUUGUGUUUUUAUGAUUAGUCUGGACGAGUCAUUGAAGCUAGA